CCAGAACUGUGGAGGAACUCACAGGCUCAGCAGGCUCCUGGUUUGUAGAGAAGACAGAAGCAACAUGAGCACAGCAGGAAAAGUGAUAAAGUGCAAAGCAGCUGUGUUGUGGGACCUCAACAAACCCUUCUCCAUUGAGGAGGUGGAAGUUGCACCUCCAAAGGCCCAUGAAGUCCGUAUUAAGAUCGUGGCCACGGGAAUCUGUCGCUCUGAUGACCAUGUGGUGAGCGGCAGCUUGCACACGCCUCUUCCUGCGAUUCUAGGCCACGAGGCAGCUGGAAUCGUGGAGAGCAUUGGAGAAGGAGUGACUACAGUAAAACCAGGUGACAAGGUCAUCCCGCUCUUCAUUCCCCAGUGCGGAUCGUGCAGGGUGUGUAAACACCCGGAGAGCAACUUCUGCCAGGUCGCUCGGGGGUCCAUCUGUGCUGUGUUUGGCCUGGGAGGGGUUGGUCUGUCUGUUGUCAUUGGCUGUAAAGCAGCGGGCGCAGCCAGGAUCAUUGCAGUGGACAUCAACAAGGAUAAGUUUGCAAAGGCCAAAGAGUUAGGUGCCACUGAGUGCAUCAACCCCCAAGACUAUGACAAACCCAUCCAUGAAGUGCUACACGAAAUGACUGAUGGAGGUGUGGAUUUCUCCUUUGAAGUCAUCGGUCGGCUUGACACCAUGGUUGCUGCUCUGCUCUGCUGUCAAAAUUCACAUGGUGUGAGUGUCAUUGUAGGGGUGCCUCCUAAUGCCCAAAGCCUCUCAAUGAACCCCAUGGCGCUGCUCGGUGGACGCACCUGGAAAGGAGCUCUAUUUGGUGGCUAUAAGAGUAAAAAUGCUGUCCCCAAACUUGUGGCUGAUUUUAUGGCUAAGAAGUUUCCAUUGGAACCAUUAAUAACCAACGUUUUUCCUUUUGCAAAAAUAAACGAAGGAUUUGACCUCCUUCGCGCUGGAAAGAGUAUUCGCACAGUUCUGACAUUCUGAAACCAUUCAGAUGCUUUCCUGGAAGCCAGCCUCUGACUCCUCCUUCUCAGCGCACCUGGAGCACCUGCCUGCCACGGGGCAUCAUCAGUUCUGUUCCUUAGAGGUGCCAUCAGUAAAUCACUUGCACAAGCUUUCCAAAAGAAACCGAAAUUCCUCUCAAUUAAAUGCUUAGAAUCCAAGCAAGAGCUAAUGAAGAGCAGCUGAAAACAAAUGAACCUACUUAAGUUUUCCCUCUUACUCACUGUAUUUACACAGCCUAUCCUUUUCCUUAUGCUCAAGAAAAGAUACUUCUUGUGCCUUCCUGCAAGUUUAUUUUAUUUUAUUUUUAUCUUUUAAGCCAUCAAUCAUUGAAACCCAGGGAAGGGGAUCUUCUUUCCUGGAUUUACCCAUUCCAGGGCUUGAAGUCCUACCUCUGUCUCUGUCUCCACUGUCCGUCUUUGUCUCUUCUGUCACUGUGUGUGUGUCUCCCUUUC
Messenger RNA from Dipodomys ordii (Ord's kangaroo rat), 1437 nucleotides. RefSeq names its product alcohol dehydrogenase 1C (class I), gamma polypeptide (gene Adh1c). Gene Ontology annotation, cellular component: cytosol. Gene Ontology annotation, biological process: retinoic acid metabolic process; retinol metabolic process. Gene Ontology annotation, molecular function: all-trans-retinol dehydrogenase (NAD+) activity; zinc ion binding. NCBI's taxonomy places the organism in Eukaryota, Metazoa, Chordata, Mammalia, Rodentia, Heteromyidae. Bases 65 to 964 code for a protein of 299 amino acids. The transcript has 8 exons. The record is from RefSeq and is a predicted model, not a curated record.